Messenger RNA from Aspergillus caelatus, 258 nucleotides. RefSeq lists its product as uncharacterized. NCBI's taxonomy places the organism in Eukaryota, Fungi, Ascomycota, Eurotiomycetes, Eurotiales, Aspergillaceae. The coding region runs from base 1 to 258 and encodes 85 amino acids. The record is from RefSeq and is a predicted model, not a curated record. The transcript has 2 exons.
AUGGAGGAUGUGGAAACCCUCUUCAGGAUUCCAAAGACCCCUGUGUUUAUAGACUUCCCAUUCUGGGAAAUCCCAAUUCCCACAACAAUGGUCGAGGACCUGAAGGAUCUAGAUUUUGUGACCGAGGGAAGCCUCGAGAAUGAGGCGCUUUCUAGAGUUAGGAUCAACAUCAUCCUACAAGCCGUUCUAAGAGAACAGAGGCUUGUCGCCCCCCCCCUCAAGCCAGAACUAUGCACCUGGGUUUCGAGACUCCAAUGA